Molecule: messenger RNA, 317 nt
Organism: Soboliphyme baturini
Lineage: Eukaryota; Metazoa; Nematoda; Enoplea; Dioctophymatida; Soboliphymatidae
Source: the annotation of a GenBank genome assembly
AUGGAAAAGUUUUCGAGUUUGCCACAGGUACACAUCAAGAAUGUAGAUUUCGUCAAGAGAAAGUUGGCCAAGAUUUCUGCAGACGGAUCAGAUUUGCUACAGGUGCUGUCCGAUUUUGAUUUCACCAUAUCGCGUUCUCGCCUGGCGGAUGGCAGCGACGCGUGGACCACCUACUCAGCAUUCGACUUGAAGUGCGGUCUGAUCAGAGAAGAGUUGGCAGACAAGUUGAGCCAGUUGCGCGACCAUUUCAGACCCAUCGAGUUUGACUACAGUUUGCCGCUUGAAGUGAAGAUUCCGUACAUGGAGGAAUGGUGAGC